CCUAUUCUCAUGACCAACACCGCCAAGACAUUUCCCCCCUCAACUCCUCGGGAAGUAAUCACACAUCUCCCCGAUCCUUACAUCCUCACAAUGUCGGAGGACAAUGCACGCAAGCGACCGCGUCAACCCGCGUCCGAUCCGCGAUAUCCCAGGAAGAGGAGUCUCAAGGCGUGUCAUGUAUGCAGAGCACGUAAGACAAAGUGCGAUAAUGUGCAGCCGACGUGUGGAUUCUGUGCGUCGUUGAAUAUUUCGUGUUCGUAUGAUAAUACCGAGAAGGAUCAUUCUACCUUUGAUCCUGCGAGUCUGGAGAUCCUGAGACAGUUGGGUCAGAUUAUUAGUUCGCAGGAUGAGUUGACGCAGACUGUGCGAUCGAUUGCUGCGUCGCAGUCGCACGCCGGUUUGGGUGCUGCUCAGAAUGUACAUGUCGCUGAGGGUUUGAACUGGGAUGCGAAUGUUCAGGCACAACAGCUACCCUACUAUGACUGGUCUGGAGGACAAUCCGACUCAAACUCAACAACACCAGCAGCAUCAGCCAGCGUCGCUGCAGUUCGAUGGUUCGGCAUCCUUGCCAACGAUGCAUCUAACGAAGCCUUCCCAGACGCUGAUGCACCUUUGGGUCUCGACGGUGAAUUGUUUGAUACAUCACCCGACGGUCAAGCAGAUAACGACAUCACGCCAUUGCAGAAAGCAACAAGGAUCAUCGAUGCUCAACCACCGACCCGGGAUGCAGUCAACGAUCAUGCAGCGAAUGUUUCCGAAGAAAGCUUAUGGAAGGCCUCGCGGAGUAUAUCACUCCUCGAUCGAGAACAGACCUUGUUUCAGAACUUCCUGCACCGCAUAUGUUCAUGGCUUGACUUGUUCGAUCCAGCUCGGACAUUUUCUACGCGAGUUCCUCAUCUAGCAGUCCGAAAUGCGGGUCUUCUCAACGCCAUUCUCGCAUUAUCAUGCUAUCACCAAUCUCUCGACGAAAGCAUCCCUUCCAAUCAACGUCCGUCUCAAAACACAGCUCUGCAGUAUUAUUACCAAACAUUACACUACGUUCAGAAAGCUAUGCGUUAUUCGACGUAUCAGAAUAGUCAGGAACUCAUGGCGACAACGCUUAUGGUCUCAACGUAUGAGAUGCUACGAGGGUCACGCAAAGAUUGGCAACAACAUCUCCAAGGUGUCUUCUGGAUCUUGAGAUCUCGCCAGAUUGAAGUUGAAACAUCGAGCCUUGAAAGUACGACGUGGUGGGCUUGGUUACGACAGGAUAUUUGGGUUGCUUUCCGUGAGAAGAGGAGAACAUAUAGUACUUGGAUGCCAAAGAAGGGAUACGCAGAUUUAGACAGUCAUGAAUUAGCUUCGCGUGCUGUAUGGAUAAUGGCGCAAGUUAUCAACUUUUGCGCUGUUGAUUCGUCUGCUGAGGUGGAAGGGUUGACGGGGAGGAUUGGUUGGGCGAAGGCUUUGAGGAAGAUGUUGGAUGAGUGGCGGUCUCGUCUCACAGUUGAGUUCUCAGCGUUGCCGACCAUGGGGAGUCGGGAGAGUGAAGUGUUUCAGCCACAUUUGAUACAUCCUCAAUGCUUUGGUAAGCAGUCACCAACUGUGAAAUUGGGCCUGAUGCUGAUUGAGACAGGACUCGCUGUGCAGCUUCACCAUUGCUCUAAGAUCCUCAUUACCGCACAUGAACCCCAUUUAGACGGCAUCCAAGGCCUACUCAAGCGCCAGAAGGAGAUUCAAGAGAGUAUAAAGAUGGUAUGCGGAAUUGGCAUGACGCUUACAGAGGAUGCAUCGAGCAUGCUGUCCUCACAAUGUCUCUUCAUUGCCGGGAUGUUCAUGCAGAAUCCCCGAGAGCGAGAAUGUGUAGUAGAAAUGCUGGAUACAUGUCAGGAGAGAUGUGGUUGGCCUACACCUUCAUUAAGAUCAGAACUGGGGCAGAUUUGGGAGAACCCAGAUGCACUUUGGGAUGGUCAGCAUCGGUGACGCUGCUUUGUCGAGAGACCUGACAGCGAGACUUUGUACGAUUGGGGCGGUGUUGAAUGUGAUUUGUGAUACCCUUAAUGCACAAUCAACUGUAUCUUGCAGUGGGAUUUUGUUGCCCAGAUACUGAAUUGAACGAAUAUACGAGGCAGGUUACAUCAUGCACGGUGA
Messenger RNA from Fusarium odoratissimum NRRL 54006, 2127 nucleotides. RefSeq lists its product as uncharacterized. The record is from RefSeq and is a predicted model, not a curated record. The coding region runs from base 10 to 1959 and encodes 649 amino acids. Gene Ontology annotation, molecular function: DNA-binding transcription factor activity, RNA polymerase II-specific; transcription cis-regulatory region binding; zinc ion binding. Gene Ontology annotation, cellular component: nucleus. NCBI's taxonomy places the organism in Eukaryota, Fungi, Ascomycota, Sordariomycetes, Hypocreales, Nectriaceae. Gene Ontology annotation, biological process: positive regulation of transcription by RNA polymerase II. The transcript has 4 exons.